Vicugna pacos (alpaca) is the source of this 6560-nucleotide messenger RNA. The record is from RefSeq and is a predicted model, not a curated record. NCBI's taxonomy places the organism in Eukaryota, Metazoa, Chordata, Mammalia, Artiodactyla, Camelidae.
UUAGCACCAGCUAGUCUGCUUUUGCCCUCUUUGUCUGACUUACACAUUAUUCUUAGCUCUCCUGGUCUGCUCUGUUGAUUUAAUUACAUUCAAAAAGCAUUUUUUUGAGCCUCUGCUAUAGAAAUGGAACUUCUCACAUAUUCUUGAACAAAACCCUGUCUGCUCUCCGGAGCAUGAACAACAGCUUUGGGAAAGAUGCAUUUGGAGAGAGAAGGAAGCAAAGAACACCUUCCUAGUUAAUGAGAUAACUGAUCAACAGGGUGAUGUAAGUCAAAACCAGAUUUCCUUCACAUCCAGGUGUUUUUAUGCACUUACCAUCCUCAGAGCUCUGUGGAUAGCUUCUAUGUUAUGACAUUGUUCAGCACAUAAGUACAAAAUAAAUGGAAUCCGUGAUAUCCAUUGGGGAGGUUCCAUAUCUCCUAGGUGGGAGCUAAGACAUGUUUAAAGCAGCCAGUAUAUCUCAGUGGAAAGGCACCAAGUUCAGAGUGGAGUGAGAUCACUGUGGUCCUGAAUGUAUGAGCAAAGUUUUUCAAAGAGAUGAAGCAUGAACUAAGACCUACAUGGAUGCUUAUUAUUAACUUUGCCUCCACUGUUUUCUGCUUCUUACCAUUGGUGAUCUUGGCAGAUGGUCAGUUGGUUUUGCCAUCUUAGAAUAGAGGAUACUUAAGAAGAGCUUACUAACACAAAUCCUGCUUUGGGGAUUUCUGCUUAAAACUUAACUUUCUCUUAAUUCCAAAAAUCCUAAUAAUAGAAAACUGUUAACUUCUCUUUGGGCAAGUGUAGCUGCCCUGCUCUCCAGACAGUUUCUCUUUGCCUCCAUUUAGAUUAUAAAUACAUGGGGCCUGUGACCAUGUGUUUCUUAUCCUUACUUUAUAAUUCCCUGUGGAUAAGACUGGCCUGAUUCUUACAUUGUAAUCUAAUCACUUACUAAGAGGUCUCUGUGUUUGUUGAAGGUGAUGGAUUAGCCUCUCAAGUGCCCCGGCCCAAACAGCGCUGGCUGUCUUGGGCAUCCUGAGACCUGCCUCCCCUCAUCUCUAUUUCUGUUCUAGCGAAAUAUGCUCCUGCUUUUUUUCCCUGAUCACCCCAUUUCUUCAGCACAUUAAAUAUACUUUUAAGCAGAUGUCAAGACUUCUCUUAAGGAUAUGGGUUCUUAUUCGUGACAGCACAUAUGCAUAAACCAGGAGAUAGGCACAGUGGCAAUGAGAUCUGAGCAAGUUCAGAGAAAACCUUAAUUGAGAGUACCCAAGUUAACUUUAAAAGCCAUCAAGUUGAUAUAGCCUUACUUUUAAAUUUAGUAAAUGUUUUUAGCUACUAUGUUUUAACUCAGUUAAUAUAAUGAAGCUUUCCUCAAAUUAGAUUGGAUACACUUUUUUCAGUUCACUAAAACAUUUUUAUUCAACCACUGUUUUUUAAUAAUUAAUGAACCAUUUCUCUGUGGUUCUUUUGCAAAUGGACUGGUUUCAAUAUGUGGGCCUUAAUUUAUAUAGUUGUUCUCUUUUAUUCCUCUUUGUGAUCCCCUUUUCAUUGUGUUUAGCAGACACUGGUUGCUUUGUAAUUUUGAAAAAAUAGCAUGUACGUAUACUUGGAAAAAAUAAGUAUCAGUGAAAUUUUAUAUAUUGCAAACUGUUUUUCAUAGACUGUCUUCCUGAAACCUAAGCCAGGGCAAAUACGGAAGUGUUGUCACCAUCAGUGCUGCAGAGAUGGAUUUGUGUGACUUCCCACUCUGUGCCAGGUAUAGUUGCAGGUGCUGAGAAUCUAGUAAUGACUCAGACAGACAAGGACCUUGAUCUUCACCAGCAUGCAUUCUAGCCAGGAUUGCAGUGGAUACGCAGGCAUAAAACAAUCCAGUAUACAGCCUGUAGAGAUGGCAGUUGAUUUCUUGAUUCUUUUUCCCACUACCAGCGCUUUAAGGCUGCCUCAACAACCUCGUUACCUGGAGUGUUGAGUUGAAUUUAGUCUCAUAGUACUACUACCCCCAUCUACAUAAGGGCCUUGUUCUAGUAUAGGAGAGAAAGGAUGGAGACACACCUGGUAGGGUCAGGUUUCUCAUUGUUAAACUGGAACUAACUGUGCCUUACUCCCAGAAUGGUACAGGUGAGGAUUCAUUCACUCAUUCAGCAAAUGUUUACUGAGCAGCGUAUCACUCAGGGUUCUGUUAUGUUCCAGGCUUUGUAACACCUACAUGCAUGCCCUUACGUACCUGGUUAGAAAGACAGAAACAUAAAAUAAAUUAUUACUGAUAAAUGUUACAGGAAAAACAUAUAUCAAGUACAAGGGGUGGACCACAGAAGCAGUAACUAACUCCACCUGGGGGAAGGCCUCACCAUAAAGUGUCCUCUAAACUGCGACUUAAAGGUGACUGGAAUUUCAGCACACUUCUUUAUUCAGGAAAUGUCUCCUGAGCCAAGCACAGUUGUUGGCACUGUAGACACAGCAGUGAACUAAACAAAGCACCUGCUCUCCUGGCAGUGGCAAAACAGACAAUAAACAGAUAAAAAUUUUUAUGUUAGGUGGUGAUACCUGCUAAUAUCAAAAAAUAAAGUAGGUUAAUAAAAGGAACAGAGAGUGACAAGGGUGGUCAGGGAAGGCCUCUCUAUUGAGAUGACAGGAACAGAAUCUGAAUGAUUUGAGAGGAUGAGACCAACAAGCAGGGGAAGCCAUUUCUGAUAGAAGGAGCAACAUGGAGAAAAUUGUAAUAGCCAUGAAAAGCGUGGCAUCUUUAGUGCAAAGUGAAGUAUUGUCACGGAGCAUGUGGUAAGAUGGCUUGCAGGGUUUGGGAGAGUGUGGUAGAUGAGGCUGGGAAAGGAAGAGAGAGGGGCCAGAUGGCAAAAACCAUGGUGUUCCCCACUCAGGAAUUUGAAUGCCCACCUUGUUGACUGGGGAAAAAGGGGCUAAGAUUUUGAGAAGAAAAAAAUUAAGAGGAAAAGGACAUGGUUAGAUUUUUGUUUCGUUUGGUUGAGUUAGGUGAGGUUUGGUUUGGUUUGGGGAAAAUUACCUCUAGCAGAUGUAUGAAAAUGAAUUUGGAAGGAGAAGCAGAAGAAGCCAAUGGUAAGGUUAUUCUCAUGCAAGUGAGAAAUUAUGGCCUAAUUUAGAACAGUUAAGAUGAGGCUGUAGAGGAAGUGGUAGAGCUCAGCUGGUUUAGGAGACCCACUAUGUAAGAUUUGAUGCCCUCCGGAGUAUGGGAAAGGUCAAGAACAAUUCCUGGAUUUCAGUUUGGGUGACUGAGUGGGUGAUAAUGCCGUUAACCAGCUCAGGGAGCCCCAGAGGAGAGGCAGGUUUAGAAUUGCACAUAAUGAAUUUGAUUUGUGGCAAUGGGAAAUACAGACUGGAAAUGUACAGAGAAGUCAGGGCUGAAAUACUGAUUUGGCUGUUACCAGCAUUUCAAGGAAAUUUAAAACAGGAGCAAAAAGAAAAGUCAGCAUUAUCAGAUACUGCAGAGAAGUUUAAUAGGAUGAAGAUUUUUAAAAGGCCACCAGAUUGGACAACUGGAAGGUCACUGAUGACUUCAUCAAGACCAAUUCCAGUAGAUGUGGGUAGGGUAAAUCUCACCAGGGUUGAGUUGGAGUGUGAAGAGUAAGAGGCUGGGAUUGUCCAGCCAAGAUCACCGUCUCCUCUUUUCCAAAGCUCCUCCUUGGAAGCUUUGAACCUGAAGUCUAAUCUUCUCUUCUUCCUCCUUUCUUGACUUUCUCCACCCAGGGCCUAGGACUGGCUGCCUGAGCUAAGGACAUGAUGGGGGAACAAAUACUCUAAGAUCCUUGGGUCUCUGGUGGGACAGGAGCCAGGGGUAGGGAGCCUGAUGUUGGAAUCAAGUGUUGCAAGGAGCGUCCUCAAUGAGGAACAGUAGGUUAGGCCCAUCCAGAGACCUGUCUCCAGAGGGGAGAAAGAUGAAACAGAUAUCGGUCUUUGUUUUAUGUGGAAACUCUGAGCCAGGAAGCUGAAGUAGGAUGGUGGGUAACAAAGGACUUGAAGGAUUGGUGGGGGAAACAGAAUUAAUCAGAAAACUUGGCUCCAGUGAGAAAGUGGAAUCUGGCAAGGUGUAGGGGUGAGGGUAGAAUCUGACAGUAAACUGAUGUUAACUAGAAAUUCAGGUGGGGCGGCUUAGGUUUCCUAGGGCACAGGGACUGAAGAUGUGCAGUGGAGUACUGUUGCCAGUACUUGUGACCGUAAAGAUAGCAGUAAGGGGAGAGUUAAUGAAUUGAGGGGUGGCAUAAAAAUGCUGCUUGGCAUUAAAAAAAACAACAAACAAGAAAAAACUGGCAUAAAGAUAUUUAACAAAUAUCUAUGAAGCCAAAUGUGAUCAUUCAGAUUAUGUGGAGGAUAGAGAUUAGAUACCACUGUUCUGAAGGGCUGAAAGUAAAUGCCUGGGUUGCCUUCAGGGAGAGGAUGGAGGCAGGGACUAAGAGAUCCCAGACAGCUUGAAGGUACAAAGCCCAGAAGGGAGAUUUACACCUUGGAGGGAGUUGGAAGCAAGGUUCAGGGUAGGAGACCUCCUCCCUUAACCCUGGGGACCCAAGGAGUUACCAGUAGGGUCCUACCAGAUUUCCCCACCACCGCAGCUUUGGCGCGUUUCUCCCCCCUGCACCGCCAUCUCCGCCCUCUGGGGGGCGGGGCUCGAGGGCGAGGCUGGUGGCUGUUCUGAUGCCUCGAGAACAAUCAGUUCCUACCAGACUCCCUGCCCGGGAGCGGUCUUACCCCAUGGCCGGACACAGGCCCGCAAACUUACCCCUGCCAGGCGGUGGUGGGGGCGGGCCCAGAGGGCCCGUACCAGUGCGGGUUGACACUCAGAUCUGGCUGAGAGCCCAGGAGGCCCCCGGCAGGCUGAUGGCCCUGCCCAGGGUCGGGCCGAGAAUCUAUCCAGGCCCUGAGGUGUGGGGGUUGCCCCCAGUUCCCCCGGCGUACGAAUUCCAGGGCGGGAUGGUACGAGCCCAUCCCGUACCUUGCGGGCCCCGGGUCGGAGCUGGCGAGGCGGGGACCUGGUUCCCAGACCCCUCCGAGGGCACCUUCCCCGGGCCCUGCAUCGUCGUGCGGUGCAUCCCAAGGCUGGCGCUGCCAGAGGAUGUCUCAGCCGUGAAGAAAGAGGUGGAGCAGCUGGCCAAGGAUCUGAGGCAGAAGAGGAUGACCCUAGGGUACUCGCAGGCCGACGUGGGGUUCGCCUUGGGGGUUCUCUUUGGAAAGGUGCUUAGCCAGACGACCAUCUGCCGCUUCGAAUCCCAGCAGCUGAGCCUUGCCAACAUGUGGAAGCUGCGACCGCUCCUGAAAAUGUGGCUGGAGCAAGUGGACGCCGAGAACCUUCUGGGCUUAUGCAAAAUGAAGAUGAUCCUGCAGCAGGCUCGGAAGCAGAGACAAGCAAGCAGGGAGAGGCGCAUCGGAAACAACCUGGAGAAACUCUUCCUGCAGUGCCCGAAGCCCACACCCCAGCAGAUCUGCCACAUCGCUGAGCAGCUCCGGCUGCAGAAGGACCUGGUCCGAGUUUGGUUCUAUAACCGGAGCAAGAUGGGCGGUUGGCCAAGCAAUGAUUUCUCCCCACUGGAGGAGGUGGAGGCAGCCGGGCCUCCUUUCCCAGGGGGACCGGUGUGCUUUCCCCUGACAUCGGGAUUCCAUUUUGGUUCCCCCCACUAUGCGGGACCCUACAUUACACCUUUGUACUCCCCUGCCCCUUUCCCUGCAGGAGGAGCCAUCCUCUCUGAGAGACCCCGGCCACCGCCCUGAACCUCCCCAGGCUUUCCAGCUGAAGGGCCUGCCUCUCUGGGGAGGGCCAAGCUGGGGAAACCGGUCCCUGGGGCUCAUUUCAGGGCUUUUAGCGUUAAGUUCUCCAUUCUCUGUCUAAAGAAGUUAAGCAUACAGACGGAAGGGAGAGGGGAGUUGUUCAGGAAAAUUUGGGGUUGGAAGUUGAAGUUUGUUGCUGCUUUGUGUUUUUCCCUUUGUUUCUCCUUAGCAUUGGCUUUAAGGUACAUUAUAAUACAUAGAUGGUUUUGGAUAUUUUGUUUCUGUUGUUUUUAUUAAUAGAAAAUUAAUUGUGUCUGUUAUUCCUGUGAUUAUCUAUAAACAUAGGGGGUUUUUUUCUUACGAACACAGUACUGAGUGAAAAACUCAAGCCACAGAAGACUAUUUCAGUAUAUCAUUUCUGUCACAACCAAGCAGAACUUUGUGUAAACACAAGCAGAGUCUAGGAUAAUCAUUGCCUCCAGGGGAAGGUUGGAGGAUGGGGUAGGAAAAGAGUACACAGAGCCUACCCAGAGUCCCUGCUGAAACACAGAAAUUUGCUUGUUCUCCCCAGUUUCUUGAAAGAUGUGUUUUUUUCCUAAUUCACUUUGUCAUUUAGAGUACCCCAGCUUUAGUGGGUAGGGGUCUCACCUUAUGCAGUUUCACAAGUUUAUCUUCUGUCCCUCCAGUCACUGCGUUUUAAAUCCCUUUGCUCCUGCGAUUGGGAAACUACAGCAGUGGCUCAGCCCAGCUCCAGCUUACUUCUCUGGUUUUCAGCUCCGUUUGGUUUAUUCCCUGGAAAUUUCCCUUACUUUCUUUGAGCUCAGGUAUGCUUUUCAGAGGAUAUUUGUGAUAGU